GACGUUCUGGUGACGUCACCGAUCCGCUCUAUAGCCCAAUGCCUUUCAGGCUUAUUGACUUCCGCCUUCACGCGACUCAAAUCAAGACUUUACCGUUGAGCGACAUCUUUGACGGCCUCCAUUGUUGUCGCAGGGUCUGCGGGAGACACACAAAUAUACACGGGCUAGUGAACGCACCAGCAGCAAAAGAGGAUGCCCCGCAUCAAAUUGAAUGGACCUUCUAUCCUCUCGGUCAAUGUUGGAAAACAUUUAAGACAUCUUUACGUCCAAUUAUCCUUGAAAUGUGGAGGUGAGCCCAUGGAAAAUCCAUCAUCUUCAGAGAGAGGAGCCCCGGAGGAGAGAGAAGGCUCACAGGAGGAUCGUGUCCGCCUGAGAGGGGCCGAGGGCGGAGGGGUGGGUCCUCAUCCCGCAGCUUCGAGGGGGAGCAGCUCGUCUCGUAAAAGCUUCCGGCUGGACUACCGCCUGGAGGAGGAGGUGACAAGUUCUUGUCGAGACAAACAUGGCCGCUUUACUAACCCGUGGUCUACCUGGCGGUUCCCCUCCUACACCAUGCUGUUCCGCUUCUUGGUGCUCGACCAGGACCACAGCAACGUCCCGACUAAUAAAGAGGCCCUUGACAGUGAGCUGCCAGUAUUGGAGCCGUAUUUUGUCUGCAACCCGGACCUCUCUCCAUACGGUCCGGGACUCAGGGUCACUUGGCUUGGGCAUGCCUCGGUUCUGGUGGAAAUGGAUGGGUUGAACAUUCUGACGGAUCCCAUUUUCAGCCAGAGGGCGUCACCGUUCCAGUUUGUGGGUCCAAAACGAUACAGAGGGCCUCCGUGUAGCGUGCAACAGUUGCCCCGGAUUGACGCUGUGGUCAUCAGUCAUUCCCACUACGAUCACCUAGAUGCCGGAACGGUGGCCAGCCUCAACGCGCGCUUCGGGGCAGAGUUACGCUGGUUCGUGCCCUUGGGCUUGAUGGACUGGCUGACCAAGGCGGGCUGCGAGAACGUAAUCGAGCUGGACUGGUGGGAGGAGAACUGCGUCCCAAGUCACGACGACGUUAUCUUCGUGUGCACGCCAGCUCAACACUGGAGCAAACGCACCGCAGUGGACAACAACAAGUCAUUAUGGUCCAGCUGGACUGUUCUAGGUCCAGACCACCGCUUCUUCUUCGCCGGCGAUACUGGCUACUGCUCGGUCUUUAGGGAGAUAGGGCGACGUUUUGGACCUUUUGACCUGGCGGCGAUCCCCAUAGGAGCGUACCUGCCGAGGGAUGUAAUGAAAAGCCAGCACGUUGACCCAAAGGAGGCGGUUCAGAUCCAUAUGGACCUUGGAGCCAAACACUCGCUGGCUAUCCACUGGGGAACUUUUGCUCUGGCUUACGAGCCCUAUUUGGAUCCGCCGCGCCUUCUCCAGGAAUCUCUGAAGGAGAACUCCCUGGAACCGGAAUCUUUCUUCACCUUGAAGCACGGAGAGUCUCGUCUCCUGACAUCGCGCGGCCGAGACGUCUUCAGUUGAUCCCCGACUGGCAUUUAGCAGUAUCGAAAAAUAGCAAAAGCAUCUUUCUGUAUGAAGAAAAUAUAUUGUUGUAGCCUGGAAAUGACUUCCUAUGAAAAGCUCAGCUGGGUUCAGCUUCACAUGAAUGUUCUUGUCGUUCCUGCUUUUUCCACUUUCUCCCAUCUUAGAAUGAACGAGGGUGUGACAUUAAUAUUUACAA
Molecule: messenger RNA, 1699 nt
Organism: Syngnathus acus (greater pipefish)
Lineage: Eukaryota; Metazoa; Chordata; Actinopteri; Syngnathiformes; Syngnathidae
Gene: napepld
Product: N-acyl phosphatidylethanolamine phospholipase D
Exons: 11
Coding region: 193-1500 (435 amino acids)
Biological process (GO): N-acylphosphatidylethanolamine metabolic process; N-acylethanolamine metabolic process
Cellular component (GO): cytoplasm; membrane-bounded organelle
Molecular function (GO): N-acylphosphatidylethanolamine-specific phospholipase D activity; zinc ion binding
Source: RefSeq, a predicted model, not a curated record